Molecule: messenger RNA, 837 nt
Organism: Phymastichus coffea
Lineage: Eukaryota; Metazoa; Arthropoda; Insecta; Hymenoptera; Eulophidae
Product: ATP-dependent DNA helicase PIF2-like
Exons: 1
Coding region: 1-837 (278 amino acids)
Biological process (GO): DNA repair; telomere maintenance
Molecular function (GO): DNA helicase activity
Source: RefSeq, a predicted model, not a curated record
AUGGAUCAAAAUCUCGCAGUGCACUUAAAUAAUAAUAACAAUGGUAACGACGACGGUAAUCAUUGUAUAGAAAUGGGUAAUCAACAAUAUGAAAAACUAAAUGCUGAAAAAAAAGUAAUAGUUGAUAAAAUUCUUGAAACAUCACGAUCUAAUGAUUAUACUGGUUCAACUUGUUCCUAUAUAGACGGACAAGGUGGAUCUGGUAAAACAUUCGUUUACACCACAAUUUACAAUCUUUUAAUGUCAGAGAACAUGAAAUGUUCCACAAUGGCUUUUACAGGUAUUGCUACUACAUUGCUACCUAAUGGAAGAACUGUACAUAAAACUUUUGGCUUGCCAGUUCCUACGUUUAAUAAUUCAUCUUCAAAUAUUAAAAUACAAUCUGAUGAAGGCAUGCUUUUAAAAAAUACUAAAGUGUUCAUUUGGAAUGAAGCACCAAUGGCCCCAAGAUGUGGUUUAGAAAUCGUAAAUAGAAGUUUCAAAUAUAUUAUGAAUAAUGAUCUGCCAUUUGGUGGCAAAAUAAUGGUUCUAGGUGGUGAUUUUAGACAGCUUCUUCCCAUUUCAGUUAAUGGAACACGUAAUGAAAUAUUUAAUUUAUCUUUGAAAAAUAGUCACUUAUUGCCACUAUUUGAAAAAUUUCAUUUAAAAUCAAACAUGCGAGUUUUACAAAAUGAACUUGAAUUUGCUAACUAUUUGUUACAUGUUGGUAAUGGAACAUUAAAUCAUCAAAGUAAUAAUUUACAGAUUCCACAAUACUGCAUAUUAUCUGAAAAUGAAUGUAUUGUUCAAAACAUUUUUGGCAAUUUAAUUUGGCAAUCGAAUUACAUUAUAUUGUGA